AACCUGUCGAUGUUUUACCGUGCUGCUCUUGACUUGGCCUUGCUGGGCAUCCCCUCGGGCCCCGGGGGGACCUCCCACCGUGCAGGGAAGUAGUUGUGCCCACGGGCUGGCCGGGCGAGUCCUUGAUCCGGUCACACCUUCUGGUGUCAGCGGUGGCGGGGUCCUGGGACUAGAACUCAGGAAAGAGUUAAUCAAGUGGUUCUUCUUCCCAUUCGGCAAGGAAGGAGAAUGAGGAACGUGUGAGGAACACGUGUAACUUGACUCUGACCACCCGGUGAGGGCCUAAAAAUAGCCCCGGUGUGAGCGCCGAGGGCAUGGUCAAACCCUCUUUCCGGCAUCUCUGCCCUUCUGCGCAGCACACUCCAAGUCUACGGACCUGGGAAACGUCACCUGAGGAAGGCCUGAUCUCUGUGUCUGUCCGUCUUUCUGGCUGAGGUGCAUCCGAACUCUCCUCCUGCCACGGCGGACGCUUUUUCAGGAAAAAGAUGAGUGUCCAUGACCAUUCCAGGCAAAGGUGUCCACUCCAGUGCAGCCCGGGACCCUGGGGAGGCCCAACCCACGGGGAGUCUAGCUCAAGACGAGAUGUCUUGGAAUCGUCGGCAGGGAGAGGGUGUGGAAAGGCCCCUCUACCCGAGAGGAUUUUCUUGGGGUGGUGUCUUCCACCGCAGAAUCUCCCCAGGGUCGUAAGCUAGGCUGUGAGCUCGUUAAAGGCAGGGAACGUGACUGCUAAUUCUGUUGUAUUGUACUCUCCCAAGUGCUUAGGAUAGUGCUCUGCGCAUAGUAAGCACUCAGUAAAUAUGAUUAUUGAUGAUGACAUCCCGGCCCCGAGCAUCCCGGGGGUCGGGGCGCUGCAGCAUGGGGAGAGACGGGGCCGGGCUCGGGGACUCGGUGAGCCAGAUCUCAGCCGAGGGGAUUGAGUCCGGGGACGUGUCGGCAGAGUUGGGGGCCCGGCCCGAGGUCUGAGGGACGGCAACCCGACCGGGCCUGCGGGCUUCGGCGGGUGGCAGAGACCCACUGCGGUCCACCUGGCCAUCCGGCCAAACCACUGCUGGGCAUCCAGCCGGAAUGUUGCCGGGGACCGCAGGCAGGGGAGGAAGGAGGGACCGCUUCCCGGACGGCAAGUUUAAACGGGAUGUGUGCCAGGGAAGGGUAGAGUGGGGCAGACCCACUGUACCCGCUGUACCGAGAGCCGUGGUGCCACGGUAGGCAGGCGCCAGUAUGUCCCCAACAGCUUCUCUGGUCGCCGCACAACUCGGUCCUCACCUUGGUGGCGCCGGUCAGGAAGCGUUACGGCCGGCCUCACGGUGGCCCCGCUGCCAUCGGUGUCACUGGCCCCCGAUCCUGCUGCAGACUCCACACGGGCAUCGGGACCACGUGCCGCUCCCGUGCCCGCCUGCGGUCUGCCACUGGCCGUCCUGGCCAAGCGGAAGGGUCGGAGUCCUCUAGGGGUGACCCUGGUCCUCGGCAAGCGAGUCAGCACGACCGGGGGCUUGCAGGGAACUGGCUGCGGGGCCGGAGGGGCAAGCGGCGAGGGGGCCGUCGGGCCAUCGAGACUAAUGCCGCGCCUCCCUUCCGUUUCCCCGGCAGGUCCCUCCCCCGCCAUGGCCGCCGCCGAGACUCCCGCCGGGGCCUGCCUGGCGUCGAGCGUGCUGAGCUGGGAGCAGGUGCGCCGCCUGGACGAGGUCCUGACCGAGGUGGUGCCCGUCCACGGGCGGGGCAACUUCCCCACCCUGCAGCUGACCCUCAAGGACAUCGUCCAGACGGUGCGCUCCCAGCUGGAGGAGGCCGGCAUCCACGUGCGGGACGUCCGCCUGAAUGGCUCGGCGGCCGGCCACGUGGUGGUCCGGGACAACGGGCUGGGCUGCAAAGACCUGGACCUCAUCUUCCACGUGGCCCUGCCCACGGAGGGCGACUUCCAGCUGGUGCGCGACGUGGUUCUGGGCUCCCUGCUGCUCUUCCUGCCGGCGGGCGUGAACCGGCUGAAGAUCAGCCCCGGCACGUUGAAGGAGGCCUACGUCCAGAAGCUGGUCAAGGUGUGCACGGAGGCCGACCGCUGGAGCCUCAUCUCGCUGUCCAACAGGGAUGGGCGGAACGUGGAGCUCAAGUUCGUGGACUCGAUCCGGCGCCAGUUUGAAUUCAGCGUGGACUCGUUCCAGAUCGUCCUGGACUCGCUGCUCCGCUACUACGGCUGCGCCGAGCAGCCCAUGUCGGAGCACUUCCACCCGACGGUGGUCGGCGAGAGCGUCUACGGGGACUUCGGGGCGGCCCUGGAGCACCUCCGCAGGCGGCUGAUCGCCACCAAGAACCCGGAGGAGAUCCGCGGGGGCGGCCUGCUCAAGUACAGCCACCUCCUGGUCCGGGACUUCCGGCCCCUGGACCAGGACCGGAUCAAGACGCUGGAGCGCUACAUGUGCUCCCGGUUCUUCAUCGACUUCCCCGACCUCGCGGAGCAGCGACGCAAGCUGGAGGCCUACCUGCAGACCCAUUUCGCCAAGGAAGAGAGGAGCCGCUAUACCUACCUGGUGACUCUGCACCGCGUGGUCAACGAGAGCACCGUGUGCCUCAUGGGGCACGAGCGCCGUCAGACGCUCAACCUCAUCUCCCUGCUGGCCCUGCGGGUGCUGGCCCAGCUCAAUGGCCUCCCCGACGCCACCAGCGUCACCUGCUACUACCAGCCCGCGCCGUACGUCGGCGACGGCCACUUUGGCGGCUACUACGUCCCCGGCCCGACGUCCGGACCCCGCGGCCCCGCGUACCCCACCUGGCUGCCCUGCAACUAGCCCGAGCCCUCUGGGCCCUCCGGAUCGGGGAAGGGGUCGGGGAGGGCCCGGCUGGCCGGGGCUCACGGCUCUGGUCCCGGAGCAGUCCGUUGGCCUGCCUUGAGGGACCCCCUUGUGGGCAGCCCCGCGGAGGACAGGGCGGUCUGCCCGCCCGUCCAGAACUCUCCCAAAGAGCUGGUGUUUCUGAUCCCAAACUCUGGCUCUUGGGAAUCUGGUCGCCAGCCGGCCAUUGGGGCUGGAGUUUCUUGGGCGGGUGAGGGGGGGCUCGGACCAACCACCUCUGGCUGCCCCUCUUUCCGCUUGCUGAUCCAGCCCCCUUGGCUUCCAUUGUGAAGUCAUGGCUUGAGCUCCUUUUGAUUGUCCUGGUCUUGCAGUGGUCUCGGUAAAGGUGCGGUGAGUGUGUGUGUGUGCGCGCGCGCGCCUCCGACCCCAUCUGUCCGUCUGUCCAACAUCGAGCCCGACUCUGCCCUGUGAGGGUCCAGUGGGGACUCGGGUCCUGCUAUCCCCUCUCGUUAUUGGAAUGAAAAAUGGGGAUGUUAAAACUCGUUUUUUCACACCUUUCCCUAAAAGUCACAUUGAGGUGAGAGAGUCCUAAAACAAAUUUUGAUGGGAUGGGAAAGGAAUUUUGACUCUGAAAAGCGUGGGCUUUCUCUUGGAACGGAACUCUCUACCCAACUAACUCUUGCCACGGGAGUUGGCUUGGUGCCGGGUGCCCUGCUGGCUUCGAUGUCAUGGCCGCGUUCCACCUGGUCAGAUGCGUGGGGUGGGGCUGGUGGAGUCCGGGCUGAAUUUCUCGAAAUGGGGCCACGGCAGCUCUCGGUGCCCAGCUUCCUGUCUCUACCCCAGGUCCGGACUGCCUUCCCACUCCAGAGCUGGCUGAACUGGCCAACCCGUUGAUCCCACUGAAAGACCCAGGGGAAAGAGUCGCUUGGUCUGGUGGGGCCUAAUGGCUCCAGACCUUGUAAUCCCGGCCCUAGCGGUCCUCCCCUUGACUGCGAGGAGGGUGGGAGGGGAGGGGUUGACCGCCUCUUCUCACCACUGGUGGGUGGCAAGAGACUGGUGACAUGAGUGGGGAGGAAGGGCACCCCCUUUCCCCCAAUCCCCCCAGGUCAUGAAGGAAACUGGGAACUAAAACCAUCUGUUCUCCAAGCUGCUUGGCCUUGGCAAAUAGCUCGUGGACUUCCGCAACUAGCGGCUCUAGCUUGGGAGUGGCGGCUCCGUGUUCCUGUGCUUUGCGAGGCAGGAUGGCGGCGGCCCUCCUAGAGCGGCCGGGGCAGAGUGUGCUGGGUAACCCGAGCUGGCCACCGGCCUCGGCUCCUACGCAUCUGGAGCCCCCCGCUCUCUCGGCACUGUGCUGGGGAUGAAUUUUGAAUUAGCGUUGGAAAGGUCCCGGGCUCUACCAGUCUCAACUCUUUGUCGGUCACGGGUCGAGUUGGCAUUCCUAACCUGGAGUUCUCCGUAGCGAUCGGCGCGGGUGGUUUCUACUCCACCUGUGCAGUGCCGGCCCAGACCUCAGCCGCCUCACAUCUCCCUGCCGCCUUGUCCUUGGGCCCGGGAUGAAGCCGCUCUCUCCCAGAGCAGGAAGCGUUUCCACUUUGCUGGACGGAGCGCCUCUCCGAGCGCGGCCAGCGGCUCGCACCGUGGACUAGUCGGCGGUCGGCCGCCUUCCUCUGGCCCAGGCGAUUCCACGCUCCCUCCCUCUUUCUGCAGGAAGCAAAGACUGGCUCCUGCCUCUUGGCAAAGAUCUGGCCGGAGGAAGCUGGAGGGACUCGGAGCUGCGGGCUCAAGCGUAGGCAACCUGAAGAUGGGCGGGGCUUCAGAGAACCGAGAUCCGACCUGUGCCAUGUUUGUUCUUCCAGGCAUCUGGUUGUCCAAGACUUUAGUUGUUGAAUUCGCCGUUGUGGUAUGAUGGCAGUGUGUUUGCACUAAAAGUACUGCUCAGAGG
Ornithorhynchus anatinus (platypus) is the source of this 4725-nucleotide messenger RNA. It is a transcript of the gene TENT5C, whose product is annotated as terminal nucleotidyltransferase 5C. The record is from RefSeq and is a predicted model, not a curated record. Gene Ontology annotation, biological process: mRNA stabilization. Gene Ontology annotation, molecular function: poly(A) RNA polymerase activity; RNA binding. The transcript has a single exon. NCBI's taxonomy places the organism in Eukaryota, Metazoa, Chordata, Mammalia, Monotremata, Ornithorhynchidae. Bases 1557 to 2780 code for a protein of 407 amino acids.